Messenger RNA from Contarinia nasturtii (swede midge), 6286 nucleotides. RefSeq names its product beta-arrestin-1. Gene Ontology annotation, cellular component: cytoplasm. Gene Ontology annotation, biological process: G protein-coupled receptor internalization; signal transduction. NCBI's taxonomy places the organism in Eukaryota, Metazoa, Arthropoda, Insecta, Diptera, Cecidomyiidae. The record is from RefSeq and is a predicted model, not a curated record. Gene Ontology annotation, molecular function: G protein-coupled receptor binding. The transcript is spliced from 12 exons. The coding region runs from base 1638 to 3536 and encodes 632 amino acids.
UUUUUAAAACCAUUCGAAAUCGUAUUUUUGUGAGUUUUAUUGUCUUUAUUCCCGUUCAGAACAUCAGCACAUUGUAAAGUAGCAGAAUGAAAAUACGUUAGUAUUAUUACAACGUCGAAAUUAUUGGAUUUUAAAAAUGUGUGUCUUUUGAAAAAGUGUGUUAUGUUUCACGUUUGGCGGAUUUUAAUGAUUGCGCGAUAAAAUGUGUUUUGAUUGAAGUGUGAACUCAAAAUUUUAUGCUUUGUGCUUUCGAGUGUGAGCACGCUUGAAAAACGGUAAAUUUACAAUUUCGAAUCAUUCGAUUCUCUUUUGAUGUAAAAUGGCAAAAAAAUUUGAUUAAACUGUACCAAAUGUAUGUGACAUGGAAAAAAUGUUUGAAUAGAAAGCGAUAGCAAGUAAAUACCAUUUUUUAAUAUCGAUAUUAUAUUUUGCCGUAACAUUUUUUACAAAAACCACAAGACAGCGUGUGGAUAAAAAAGAGGUGAAAAAUUGACUAUCGAUCGAUUGACAUCGCGUGUAUUUUGUGGUGUCGUGCAUAUAAAAGAAAUCUUCUCACCUAUGUAAGAUGUUCUCAAAAUGAAUAAAGUUAUUGUCUUUUGUCUUUUUUCUUCUCUCUUGACGUAAAAUACCGAUAAACAGCAGUGAGUGAAGGUCGUGAAGAGACAUAGUGAGAAAAUGCUAUAAAAUUUGAACCAAAAACACAUAAAAUAUACACAACUUUUGAUGUAAUUGCGUAUAGACUGCUAGAGUGUAUUUAAUUGAUGAUCAAAUGAAAAAUAGGACGUAAAGCAUUUUAUCCAGACAAAUCUAGCCAUAAACAUCACCACUUGCAUGAGCGAAAUAACGAAAACAUUGAAUAAUUUGUGUAUAUGAUCGGCCAAAACAUUUUGCCACUCAUCGUCAAUGGUCGUUAUUUAGAUACGGCUAAACACUAGCAGAAAUCAAGAGAAAAAAACCUUGUUUGACAGGUGUAUGCUCGCUAAAGUUGCUAACGAACUCAGAGGAACAGAUAUAUUUUCAGCAAAAAAAUAGGGUUUGCGAAGAAAAAUUCAGCCGGAACUUCACAAUGAUAGAUUUCGAAGCUGGUCGUCUAAUGAAUUAAGGAGUCAACAAACAAAGGAAUAUGGAAUUAAAACAAUGCAGACGGAAAUACUGAAUUUGUGAUAUUAUUCAAGAGUGGAAUAUAUACUUUAUACUUGCGUCACCAAUUACCAAGUGCUGAAUUAUGAAUAAUUUUUCGGCUUAACUACGUAACAAAUUGAAUUAACGCGUCGUCGUCGACAAAAACACAACCCAAAAACUUUUUUUAUUCAAACAAAAAAAAAACUUUCACGGGCUAUACAGAAGGAAGCAUUCACUUUGCAGCAGAAUAGUUUUUAUCAUUUGAGACCGGCGCUAAAAUUAUCACACCAAUGAAUUUGCAAUUUAAAUCGCAUGCAAAUUGAUGUUCGCAUUAAAAUAAAUCUCUUCAUCCCCUAUCGCCAUCUUCAACAACGCACAGAGUACGACGAAGCCUCAUCAUUUAUUCUCCCAGUUGAACAUUUGCAGUGUGAGCGACACAUAUAUAAAUGUGAUUGUUGGAGAUUUGUUCUCAUUCUCAGUGGCACACAACAAAAGACAAUCGCAGGCGAUUCGAAAUGUUGAAAUCAAAUGAUCACGAUGAGAUAACAAAGGCGUCAGCACCGGAGUUAAGCAGGAAGGUGAAGGAUGAUGAGUUCGGUUCGCAAAGGGUUUACAAGAAAACAUCGCCAAAUUCGGUGUUGACAUUGUAUCUCGGAACACGCGAUAUAAUCUGUCGUCAAGGAAAAACCGAGCCACUAUUGGGCGUUAUUUAUGUGGAUCCAAAAUACGUAGGCAAUCAUAAAAUUUAUGGACAGCUUACGUUAACAUUCAGAUACGGACGUGAAGAUGAAGAAGUAAUGGGACUGAAAUUUUGUAACGAAGCGAUAAUUGCGUUGAAACAGAUAUGGCCGACAAGCAACGAAAAACAGCUAUUAUCUCCUUUGCAGCAAGCUUUAGUCGAUCGACUAGGAAAAACUGCAUAUCCAUUUUCGUUGGAAGUGGCUAGUUUAGCACCACCAAGCGUCCAGCUGGUCCCGGCCAAACGAUAUACAGGCGCGCCCAUCGGCACAUCGUAUGACAUUCGUGUACAUUUGGCUGAUCAAGGGGAAGAUCGUUUAACUCGUCGGUCAAUGGUACGUUUGGGAGUUCGUGUGAUACAUAAAAUAACAUCAGAGGCACGAGCACAGCCAAUCAUCGAACCAAAUCCUCCAACCCUAUCUAAAUCACUUCGUUUGCGUUUGUCACCAAAAGCACUGAAAUUAGCUAGUAAAUUUUCAACGAGUGUGGACGAAAAUCAACAUCGAGCACUGAAUGGACAACGAAGCGGAAGUGGUGGUCUCGAUUCAAUGUCACGCAUCGACAACGAUAAACAUUCAACAGCUCUGUCAGACAUCAGACAAUCGACACUAUUCACAACAAAGGGACCUGAAGCGUGUGUUGACAAACCAUUUCUAUGGACGGAAGGACGCGUUAGGCUACGGGCCGCAUUAGAUAAAUCCGCUUAUGUGCAUGGUGAAAACAUUAAGGUUACCAUCGAUGUGAAAAAUGACAGUCGAAAAGUUAUACGAAAAAUAAGGGUAUUUGCCGUUCAGCAUGUAGAUGUGUGUAUGUUUAGCAAUGGAAAAUUUAAAAAUGUUGUAGCCGACGAAGUUGAAAAUCAUCAAAUUAAACCGAGUGAUCCGUAUCGAAAAGAGUACUUGCUCUUGCCAAAGAAAGGACCGACAAAAAAUUGGAUUGCGGUUGAAGGUAGCUAUAAUACUGCGUAUAGCUUGAACACCGGAUUAUUUUCGCAUCAAAAUUCAACGGCAGAAUCAAAUGACCAACACAAGCAGCAGCAGCAGCAACAACAACAGCAACAACAACAACAGCACCAGCGUGCAGAAGAUAACAUGAAAAUAGCAUCGAGUGCACCGCGUGGACCACAAACGUUUGAAGAGAGAAACGUGUUUGCAAUUUAUGUAUCGUAUUAUAUUAAAAUUAAGUUGACAUUAAGUGGAAUGGGUGGAGAGGUGGCAUUGAAAUUGCCCUUUAUAUUGGGCCAUGUUGAUGACGAAGAUGCGAUAGAUAGCCGUAAAAGUGAAAAUACUAAAAUAUCGGAUGGCAUGCGAUCAAGGACGCCCACCGACAUCGUCGGUGAAAUUGUCGAAGAAGAAUGCGGUCAAGAUGAAAUGGUGCACGAAACAAAGGAGCAUACACAACAUAAUAUCAACGAUGACUGCAAUGAAAAUGCUAAUCAAUGUGAUACUAUUCAAUUAGAGAAGCAACUGAGAUUUUCUCAUUUAAACACCAAUGCAAAGAUAAAUGCCAACAGUAACGUUGUUCGUACCCAAAGUGUCGCUGCCAAUUUUGAUGAUGACGAUGACGAUGAUGACGACGAUGCUGCCAAUAAUAAAAGUUGUCACAACAUAAUCACCGCACAAAUUCACACCGAAAGUCAACCGAACCAAUCGACCGAACCAAUUCCAAACUGCUAAUAUUAUGGUAAAUAAUCACCAUUUGAUCUCGCCUCUGAUGUAACAAUGAAUUAAUGCUGCCGAUGAGUUCAAACCAAAAAUAAAUACCAUAUUUGUGCAUCUGUUUGUCUCAACUAAAUGAUAACAUAGAAACUAUGCGUCAAAUGCCAUAACUUCAACAAAAACAUGAUCUAUUCCAUGUGUGACACAUUUUGUCGCAAUAGCAUUAAGUUUAAUAACAAAUAAAUCCUAUUAAUGUGUAAAUAUGAGUUAAAGAUUAAAUUUUAAUGGUGAUUUAAGUAGCACAUAAUCACAAUAACACAUUUCCAUUACCAUUAUUAUAAUAUAUGGACAUUUAAAAAAAAACGUUCUCAGUAUUAUGAUUUCAAUUCUUUUUCUAUUGUCAAACAUGUUAUAACACUUUAAAUGUUCUAUAUGUCACUAUACGGGCUCCUUCCCUUCGUACUACCGUUGUACUGUUCUCAUGAACGCACUGUUUAUUUUCCGUGGCCGAUUGUUUGUUGGCUGUUGAAAGUUCGGAUUGUUACGGAAUAUUUCAUGAAUGGUAUUCCAUUGUGCGGCAUCACUGUGAUAAGCUGCUAUCUGACGUUGAAUUUGUCCGAACAACCACAACGAUUCGAACCAAUGAUCUUUUACAAAAAAUUUCAUGCAUUUUUCGCGUCGCCAUCCAAUUGCGACCAGAUCAUCCAAUAAAAUAUUGGCCUUUUCUAUUCUUUCUACAUUACCAUUCGUCAAGUCGUUGGAUCGAUAUGCUAACAUUUUGGCAUUUCUGAUGUCGAUGCAAGGGGCAAACUACUUCACUUUCGUAAUUCUUAUAAUUCAAUCUAGUACUCCGAUAAUUCCAAAAAAUUCUAUAUAAUUCCAUACAAUGUCGCAUAAUUCCAAACAGUUUUUGAAGUAUUUUAAAUAGUUGUUUAUUUACACAGAAUUUUUGUAUGAAUAAUAUUAUUUCAACGAUAAUAUUUUUUGAUAUUUUUUUAAUUUUCAUAAAUAUAUUUUUAUGCAAGUAUAUACAACCGAAACCAAACUAUUUUAUUUACUGAACGAAUCGUUUCGAAAAUUGUUUGCACUGCGAUGUGCAAUUUGCAUAGCAGCGACGUUGUAUACUCAUACAUUCAAAGCAUCGCUCUUCACAUACACACACAUUGUCGUACAAAUCAUUUUCGGAACGUUCCCUUCGUUUCGAUCACACACAAAUGAAACCAAUUCAAAAUAACUCUCCGAAAUCUGUUUGUAUGAGAAAUGUCAAACCGGUAUCAUUGAUGUGAUAUACAAGUAUGAAAAUAUAUUUAUGAAAAUAUAAAAAAUAUCGAAAAAUAUUAUCGUUGAAAUAAUAAUAUUCAUUUAAAAAUUCUGUGUAAAUAAACAACUAUUUAAAAUAGUUCAAAAACUGUUUGGAAUUAUGUGGCAUUGUAUGGAAUUAUAUAGAAUUUUUUGGAAUUAUCGGAGUACUAGAUUGAAUUAUGAGAAUUACGAAAGUGAAGUAGUUUGCCCCUAGUGUCGAUGCCAUCAAAUCUCGGACCAUUGGUAUUGUGAUUGUAAUACCAGCAUCGCAUUCGAAAGAAUGACUCAAGUCGAUCUUCACACCAAGUGGUGAGACCAGUUUUCGUAUUUGCGAUGUGCUGUUUGACAAAAUAACGAAAACCAUUCUCCAACUUUUCCUUGCUUGGCCAUUCGAACUGUUCAUCACUGAAGUUUUCGACCAUGAACCGAAACUCUGGCGGUAUGGGAUUUCGGCUAUUAUUAUUGUAAACAUUUUCGGCCAAUACCGCAUUGAAGCAAUCGAAGAAGAACUGUCGACGAUCCCGUCGCAAAAAGAACUGACGAUCUUCAAUAUCGAGUGCUUCAUUCACCUUGAUUAAAAUCAAAAGUGAGGCCAAUGAGGCAACUUCCGUCAUUUGAAGACUGCGCUCAAACAAUAUUUGCGUCACAACUGCUGCAUGCUCGGGUCGAAGUAUUGUUUGCAAUCCACAUUUUAUUGCAACGAAAUUAUUUUCUUCUUCUCUUUCAUCAUCGUAUACCGGCGAAUCGUUGUUAUCUCUUUUUCUUUUCAUUCUCGAAGAACUGAUACAAAUAAACGAAAAUAAAAAAAACACACAAAUUUAGAAAAAGAUGCACCAAAUAUAGCAUAGAUCACAAACACAAUAAGAUAAAAACACUUCUAUCACAAAUCAAAUGAAACAGUAAUGAAAAACGCAUCAUAAAUAUCACGUCUUACCUCAACAAAGUGACUCUGUGUUCUAAAUCGAAUUAUGAAAUUUAUUUUCAAUGUUGUUGGAAUAUUCACAGUAAAUUUUAUCAACACUCUGUUAUUUCGAAAUCAAAACAAAAAUGAACACAAAACCAACUGUGAAUAUAUCCAUUCCUCAGCGAACAGCGUUCCGAACACACAAAAUCGUUGAAAUUGAAAUGACAAUAAAAUCAGUUGAUCGCCCAAACCACGCUACAAACACUCACAUCUAAUUCUCAAGAAAUCCUCUUAAAAACAAAACAAAGUUUUAUUGUAAACAAAAUCGGUUGGUGCGAUUGUAGUUUCAAAGUGAUGGAAGUUGUUUAUACUAACAAUACUGUCACACGAUGCGAGCUCAUUUUUUAUAUAAAUGAAUAUCGUUGGAUUUGGUUUGACACAUAUACACCGCGCCAAUCGAAAAAUGUCAGAAAGAUGUUAGUUGCAUCUCGAACAUUGAAAAUACUAAUUCCAAAAAUAAAGAAAAUUAAAUGCAAUAAAUGACGUAUAAAAAAAUAGUUCU